UUUGAGCAUGAGUGGAGAAGAAAAUGUCACAGUUAAAGAUGGUCCUCCCCAGAUAGAUCCCUUGGACCGAUCAGGGGGUGUUGAAGAUGAAGAAGAAACAACUUCAGCAUUAGGUCCUAAACCUUCGGACAAAGCAAUCCCUAGAAUCCCAUCAAUACGUCCAUCAACUCCUGACAGGGGAACACCAUCAGAGGAUUUGGAAGAGCACCUAGGCCCUGAUGAUAGUGCCUCACAAACUGGCCUGGACAGGGCCCAGUUACUGGAGAAAUACCAGGUUGCCCUGAACGAGCGGGACAAGAUAUUGAAUCAAAACAGUCAGUGUCAGCACAAAAUCGCUGAACAUUUCCGUAAGAAGAAGGGAGCAGAUGAGAGACAGGAGGUGGAGAAAAGUGUAACAGAUCAAGAGCAGAGGUACAUGAAGUGUCUACAAGCUCUAGACGAACUAGAAUUGGAGAACGAGUUAACUCAGAAAGAAGCAGACUCGAGAAGUAACGAAGAGAAGGAGAAAAUGGAGGAGAAGAAGAAUUUAGUGGACGAGAUGACUGCUCAGUAUUUCGAGUUUAAGAAAGGAGUCGCCAAACAAGCUGUUAACAGCAGGUCAGGAAAACCUCUUGCACUGAAAGACAUAGAACAGUACAUUGCAAAUGAGAAGAAGAAAGAGGAAGAGGUGAUAGCUGUUAGAUUGGAGAAUAUCAAGCUCAUUAACAAGCUGAAGAAGAGGGAGACACAGUUGAAGCAGAAAGAGGAGCUAGCAGACGGUCUCCACCUGAUAGACUUUGAACAGCUGAAGAUAGAGAACCAGACUUACAAUGAGAAGAUUGAGGAGCGAAACGAGGAGUUGCUCAAGUUGAGAAAGAAGAUCACUACGACUGUACAGGUGUUGACCCACGUUAAAGAAAAGUUACAGUUUGUACAGGGCGAGAACGCUGGCCAAAGAGAGAACCUCAAACUUGUAGAGUAUGAUGUGGCAAAAAAGAGAGAUAUCCUGUCCCGGACGAAACAAGCACGUGACUCACUCCGUAUAGAUAACGUGAAGUUGAGAAAGAAGUGCGGUUUAAUUGGACAGGAAGCUCUGUUACGGGAUCUAGAGGUGAGAAAGGACGACACAGAGAGUCUAAACACGUCAAUAGAAAACCUGCAGACAAAACACAUGGAACUGUUAAUGCAGGUAGACGGAGUACGACAGAAAGUGGACGCUGCUAAAGUAAACGCUAUCUAGCUUCCCUCACAGAGUGAUAAUAAGAUCACGUGGGUGAUAACAAGAUCACGUGGAUGAUAAUAAGAUCACCUAGUAACUGUCGCAUAGUAACCGUCACCUAGUAACAAGAUCAUGUGAUGUGUACCAGUGUUCUAACAGUCUGGAAACUGGGUCUUCUUCUUCUUCCUCUGAGAUGGUUUUUGUGAUAACUGGAGAUUUGAGAUGUACUGGAAUACUUGUGGAUAAUUGAAGAUAUUAUGUAAUUUCCUGUUAUUUACUGGUUUUUGUUCUUUAUUCAGAUUAUGUUAUAGUUAGCAUGAUAUAAUGCGACGGGCCUGACAAAACUAACAUGUUCAGUUAUUACUUUCGUUCAAAUACAGAAACUGCCUUUUGUUUUUUAGAACGUAAUCGAUACAAAACAAAGCUUACAAGAGCCACUGAAUCGUUAAAACAGAGUCGUUUCACAGCUUUCUAUUUCUGGAAAAUAACGCACUGAGUGCUUUUCAAUAUUCACGCAGUUAUAAUAGCAUAUUUUCCCCAAAUCUACCGAGUAGCUUGCAGUUAUUCAUUGAGAAUCAAGUUUUAGAAUUGAGCUCUGAGGUUAGCGUGCGAUAUAAAUGUUAAAAGAUGCUUGAUGUGCAUGAAGAUUUUAUUUAAUAACUUUUUUAAA
This is a messenger RNA of Bolinopsis microptera, 1868 nucleotides long. RefSeq names its product coiled-coil domain-containing protein 96-like. The record is from RefSeq and is a predicted model, not a curated record. Bases 8 to 1219 code for a protein of 403 amino acids. The transcript has 10 exons. Lineage: Eukaryota; Metazoa; Ctenophora; Tentaculata; Lobata; Bolinopsidae. Gene Ontology annotation, biological process: cilium assembly. Gene Ontology annotation, cellular component: ciliary basal body; axoneme.